Callithrix jacchus (white-tufted-ear marmoset) is the source of this 330-nucleotide messenger RNA. The record is from RefSeq and is a predicted model, not a curated record. NCBI's taxonomy places the organism in Eukaryota, Metazoa, Chordata, Mammalia, Primates, Cebidae.
AUGGUGAGUAUGCCCCUCCCCAACAUCAGGUCUCCAGAGCUGCAGGAGAAGAUGGCCUACUUGGAUCAGACCCUCGUGGGUGCCCAGUGUUGCAAGCCUCCCUGUGCCGAGAUCCCAUUUCUCACUGCCCUCUGUCUGCCCAGUUUCACCGGGAGAAGGCAGCCUCUUCCUGAGGACACACACCAUUGCCUGGCGCUGUGCCCUUUCUUUGCCCUGCCCACUAGAGACAGUGUUUGUCAUGGGCCUGGUCUGCAGGGAUCCUGCUACAAAGGUGAAACCCAGGAGAAAGGGUGGAGUCGAGUGCUGCCAGGACCCAGGCACAGGCAUUAG